AUGUCGCCGCAAGAUAACUCCGGUCGCCCAGAUGGGGAGAAACCAGAGGGCUUGGCCAAGUACCUCAAGCGCAUGAGAACGGCUCUGCGCCCGCGUUCCUCCAAGCGCCAAUCCGUAGCUGCGCCGGAAGUCAUUGCUUCGGCUAGUCAACCACCUGCUGCCGUUAUCCCACAGCGCAAGUCUGUCGGCGCCGAACCCACCAUGGUAACCGACUACAGCGCUAUUCAACAAGAAAAAGCCCGCGCACUUUUCACCAAGUAUGGCUUGACUCUGGAACCCGGCGAAUGGAAAUCGCCUCCCGAUCUACAACUCACCCGGGUCACUAAACCCAUCCGCAUGCGUGUGCGCCGCACCUGUCACCGCUGCGAGACUACCUUCGGCCCCGACAAGGUCUGCGUCAAUUGCCAGCAUCCACGCUGCAAGAAAUGUCCUCGUACCCCACCAGCCCGCGAGAAGGAGGAAAAUGAAUACCCGUCUCUCCCCAAGACCAAGAUCCCCGAGAUCCGCGCUCGCCAGCUUGGUGGAGCUUCCUACACGCCGCAUCUGCGCUAUACCGGUGACCCGACUGCGCCAUUGUCCAUGCCUUCGCGCUCUGGAGGCCAGGAUUUCGUCAAGAAACCUGUUCAGCAACGUAUCCGUCGUAUUUGUCACGGCUGUGAUACGGUGUUUGCGCCUGGCUCGAAGGAGUGCGCUAAUUGUCAGCAUAUUCGCUGCAAGAAGUGUCCGCGCGAACCACCCAAGCCGGAUAAAUACCCGGAUGGAUAUCCUGGAGAUGUUGAAGCGCAGAAAUUGAAGCCCGAUCGCACGUACCGAAAGCCGCGCCGACGAGUCCAUUUGAUAUGUCAUGUCUGUUCGACUUCGUUUAACGAUGGUGCCAAUUCCUGUGGUAAAUGUGGACAGGCGAAAUGUGCAGAAACUAUAAGAAUUCCACCGAAGAAAGUCAAACGAGAGCCUGAUCCUGAAAUCCUUCGGCGUGUCGAGGAAAAAUUAGCAGCCCUGAACAUAGAUUGA
This is a messenger RNA of Penicillium malachiteum, 1011 nucleotides long. RefSeq lists its product as uncharacterized. Lineage: Eukaryota; Fungi; Ascomycota; Eurotiomycetes; Eurotiales; Aspergillaceae. The transcript is spliced from 3 exons. Bases 1 to 1011 code for a protein of 336 amino acids. The record is from RefSeq and is a predicted model, not a curated record.